AUGGAAGAAAGUUCCAGCGUUCCUGAGAGUGAUAACUCCCGAGAGAGAUAUGUUGAGGGUGUGGAUCCCCAACCACCUGCGGAUGUGUUUUCCCAGGAAAUCACCGAGACAGUGAAUGUCUUGGUAAGUGACGGAUCAAGUGUAAACGCUUAUACACUUGAUCUGGUUACACCUCCGAAGUCAGCUUUGGAGGUAGUCAAGUUGCCAACGCUAGAAUCUAAAAGAUUCUUGCGAGAUCUGCGUAGUGACAAGAUCAAGCAGAUCUGCGUACUCGUCACAGAGGACGGGUACGUCACCGAUAUACGUCCGGCACAAGCGUUUGCUGAGAACGAACUGGUUCUCAGUAGCUCAUCGAUGGACGAGAGUGUCAUCGAUGAGAAGACUCGGAUUGAGCGAUACACGUCUCAAUAUUGGGAGUCUUUGAAGACAAAUCCUUUGUAUAAGGAUUUGGUUGAAUUCAGGGAUGUUUCCCUGAAUCCGUGCCAUGCGAGCUGCCUAAGGACAAAGGCACUCGGCAUGAGAUUGAACUGA
Peronospora matthiolae is the source of this 531-nucleotide messenger RNA. NCBI's taxonomy places the organism in Eukaryota, Oomycota, Peronosporomycetes, Peronosporales, Peronosporaceae. The record is from the annotation of a GenBank genome assembly.